Molecule: messenger RNA, 1570 nt
Organism: Parathielavia appendiculata
Lineage: Eukaryota; Fungi; Ascomycota; Sordariomycetes; Sordariales; Chaetomiaceae
Product: NAD(P)-binding protein
Exons: 3
Coding region: 407-1315 (302 amino acids)
Source: RefSeq, a predicted model, not a curated record
CUUUCCAGACGUUGCCAAGUCAAGGUCCGCGACGAGUCGUAGACACUUCGGUGUUCACUAAUCCCACGAAGUGCAGUAGAGUUUGCUUCUUGGUUGAACUCUUUGAGCCCACGUGCAAUUUCACCGUCGAUGACGAGGUCAGCGAUGUUGAAGUCGUAAGCUCUGCAGUGGACUGCCUGGUCAGAUCAUUCAGUUAGGACGACUAAUGGGAUAGGAGGGGUGGAGGUGAUCAUCGGGCCGAGCUACCGUAUGUGGCAACAAUGAUAUAUAUGUCAUUGCCCUUCCUCAGAGUCUGUGGUAUCCAGUAUCCCAAGUUCCAACACAACAGCCAAAUCACCUCAGCUUCAUCAGCAUCAGCAGCGCGCAACGUCAAAUUUGACACUUCAUCCGACUCGACCCUCACAAGAUGCAUAUCACGGUAGUGCCCGCUUCCCCCAAGACCGGCCAGGCGACCAUCCGCAGCCUGCUCGCCGACCCUUUCAACCCCACUGUCAGGGCUUACUACCGCGAUUUGAGCAAAGUCCCUUCCGAGCUCAAGUCCAAUCCGCGCUUCGAAGCCGUCAAGGGCGACGUCGAGGACGCCGGCAGCCUCGACUUCUCAGGCUCGGAUGCCGUCUUGAACAUCACCCCGCCCCUGUACGAAGAAAAGGAUAUCAUUGCCCAUGCUCGCCUGGUGUCGGAGAAUGUCAAGGCUGCUGUCAAGAAAGCCGAAUCCGUCAAGCGGCUUGUGCUUUUGUCGAGCGUCGGCGCCCAAUAUGCCCACGGCACUGGCGAGAUCCUGACGAACCACGAAGCCGAAGUCGUGCUCAAGGACGCCGCACCCGAGGUUGUCUUUGUCCGAUGCGCCUAUUUCAUGGAGAACUGGGCAACGGCUCUUGAAACACUGCCUCAGGGCUUCUUCUUCACGACGCUUACGCCGCUAGAUCAUGCCCUGCCCAUGAUCGCAGUCCAAGACAUCGGGUCGACCUGUGCCGCCGAGCUCCUGGCCACGGGCACCGCGCUGCCCUCGAGCCCGCACAUCUUUGAGCUUCACGGCCCUCGCGCCUACACGUCGGCAGACGUGCAAAAGGCGUUUGAGGAAAUGCUUGGCAAGAGCAUCGAGAUGCGGUCUGUCGAGAAGUCUGGUCUGCACGACUUUUACGCCGCCGUGUUUCCGCCCGGCGUGGCGGCGCACUUUGCCGAGAUGAACAAGAGCUACCUCGAGGGCGGCAUCUUGUAUGAAGAUCCGCAGCCGACGCCGGGCGAGAAGAGGUACGGCAACACGGAGCUGGUCGACGUCUUUCGGCAGAUGCUGGGCGCUGGAGAAUCGCCCUGAAGAGCGGUAGCCUGGGCGCGGGGAAAUGGGCGGUUAAGUCCAUGUUUUGGUGGGAUAAACUGGCGAUGGUGCGGCAGCUUCAAUGCCAUUUGACUGCUGUGGUUUGGUAAUGAAGGGCUUUGGUCAAAAAAUGGGUCACAUUUGGAAUUCUGCAGUAGUUAACUAACGGUAUCUGUAACUAUCCGUACUUCACGGGCAUUGCCUGAUUCAAAGUUGCCGGAUAGGAGACCUCGAUCUCACCGUCCAAUCUAUCAU